Telopea speciosissima is the source of this 3993-nucleotide messenger RNA. Its product is annotated as LRR receptor-like serine/threonine-protein kinase RGI1. The transcript has 2 exons. Gene Ontology annotation, molecular function: protein kinase activity; ATP binding; protein binding. The coding region runs from base 364 to 3831 and encodes 1155 amino acids. Gene Ontology annotation, biological process: protein phosphorylation. The record is from RefSeq and is a predicted model, not a curated record. Lineage: Eukaryota; Viridiplantae; Streptophyta; Magnoliopsida; Proteales; Proteaceae.
GCUUAUUGUAUUUUUAAAUUUCCACACACAACACACUGUGAGAGAGAGAGAGAGAGAGAGGAGGGUGGUGAAGCAACCGAGGUGACGGUGGAGCAGGUGGUGGUGGAGGAGGAGGUGGCGCUACAGCUGCAACCUGCUAAACCUCUUUUAUUUUAUUUGUCUUCUGUUUCUUUAUUGUUUCUUUCUUCCUUCCCCUGUUCCUCCUUCCUCUGUAUGUGUGCGUGUGUGUUUUUGCUUGCUAACUAAGUAGAAGAGAAAGAGAAAGAGAAGAGCAGAGGAGUUUAAGGAAAGAGAGAAAAGAGGUGGUGUGGGCAGGAGACCCGAUGCAAGCGCGAGAAGUGAGACUUGGGAUUUGAUGCAACAAUGUCGAUGCCCAGCUCGAGGCAACUACGGCAGCAAAAACAACCACCACCAUCACCACCCUGUUACAUCUACAACAAAAUUCACAGAACCCCCAUCUUCGUCGUUGCCAUUGUUGUCGUUGUCUCAAUUGCAUUAGCAUUUGAUGUCGGAUCAUCAGAAGCCGUUACCGCCGGCAACCAUGAAGCACUUGCACUGCUCUCAUGGAUACAUGAUUCUACUGUAUCCUCUGCAUUCCACGACUGGAACCCACAAGACCCAAACCCUUGUAAGUGGACUUACAUCUCUUGCUCUGCUCAUGGCUUCGUCACCCAAAUUACUAUCAAAUCCAUCCAGCUCGCCCUGCCUGUCCCUUCCAAUCUCUCCUCCUUCGCUUUCCUGGAACAGCUCAUUAUCUCCGACGCCAACCUUACCGGAACUAUCCCCGCUGACAUUGGAGACUUCCCUUCACUCACAGUCCUCGACCUCAGCUCCAACAGUCUCGUGGGUAGCAUUCCUGCAAGUAUCGGUAAGCUCAGGAACCUCCAAGACUUGAUUUUGAACUCGAACCAGCUCACAGGCAAGAUUCCAGCAGAGGUUGGCAACUGCAUUAGCCUUCAAAAUCUAAUCCUCUUAGAUAACCGUCUCGGGGGCUCUCUGCCGCCAGAGCUCGGCAAACUGUCUAGCCUUCAAGUCCUUCGUGCAGGAGGGAACAAAGACAUCGUCGGAAAACUCCCAGAGGAAAUCGGUGACUGUGGAAACCUGACUGUAUUGGGUCUGGCAGAUACUCAGAUUUCUGGGUCGUUGCCUGCUACAUUGGGUAGGCUCAGCAAGCUCCAGACUCUCUCUGUUUACACUGCCAUGCUCUCUGGCAAGAUUCCGGCGGAGAUUGGCAACUGCUCCGAGCUUGUGAAUCUGUAUCUCUAUGAGAACUCUCUCUCUGGUUCGCUUCCGCCGGAGCUCGGCAAGCUUGGGAAGCUGGAGAGGAUGUUUCUAUGGCAGAACGACUUCGUCGGAGCGAUUCCGGAUGAGAUUGGAAACUGUAGCAGCUUGAUUAUGCUCGAUCUCUCCAUCAAUUCUUUCUCUGGAAGCAUUCCUUCAUCUAUUGAGCGUCUCUCUGAGCUUCAAGAGCUCAUGCUGAGUAACAAUAACAUCUCUGGUUCGAUACCCUCUGUUCUCUCCUAUGCUACGAAUCUUGUACAGUUGCAACUCGAUACUAACCAGAUCUCGGGUUUGAUCCCACUGGAGCUCGGCAUGUUGACGAAUCUGAACGUCUUCUUCGCUUGGCAAAACCAGCUUGAGGGUAGCAUUCCAUCGAGCUUGGAGAAUUGUAGUAGCCUUCAAUUGCUUGAUCUGUCCCACAAUGCGCUCACUGGGAGCAUUCCACCUGACCUAUUUCAUCUUCAGAAUCUAACUAAGCUUCUCUUGAUAUCUAAUGACAUAUCUGGUUCGAUUCCGCCGGAGGUGGUCAACUGCAGGUCUCUUGUUCGGUUGCGGCUCGGGAACAAUAGGAUAGGGGGAGAGAUCCCAAAGCAGAUCGGAGGUCUUAAGAGCAUCAAUUUCCUCGAUCUUUCUGGGAAUCGGUUAACUGGGUCUGUCCCAGAUGAGAUCGGAAACUGUACAGAGUUGCAGAUGCUGGAUCUCAGUUCCAACUCACUUGAAGGAGAUCUGCCCAACUCUAUAUCCUCUCUCAUUGCCAUUCAGGUCUUAGAUGUUUCCUCAAACCAGUUCACUGGUCCCAUUCCAGCAAGCAUUGGCCGUCUUUCUUCACUGAAUAAGCUCAUUCUCAGCAGGAACUCGUUCUCUGGAUCAAUACCUCCCUCACUCGGCCUCUGUUCAAAUCUCCAAUAUCUUGAUCUUAGCAGUAAUGGACUCUCUGGCCAUAUCCCGACUGAAUUGUGUCAGAUAGAGGGUCUUGACAUUGCUCUCAAUCUUAGUGGCAAUGGGCUUACAGGGCCAAUUCCAACCCAGAUAUCAUCACUCAACAAGCUCUCCAUCCUUGAUCUCUCACAUAACAAACUUGAGGGGGACUUGACCCCGCUUGCUGGGCUUCAGAAUCUUGUCUCUCUGAAUAUCUCCUACAACAAUUUCACCGGUUAUCUUCCUGACAACAAGCUAUUCCGACAGUUAUCGGCAGCAGAGUUGGGUGGAAAUCAAGGCUUGUGUGCUAGGGGCCGGGACUCUUGUUUCUUGAGCAAUGUUGCUGGGAUGCAAAUGACAAGCAGCGAUGACUUGGCUCGAUCACGAAAGCUUAAGUUGGCAAUUGCAUUGCUGAUCACAUUGACAGCGGUGAUGAUGGUUCUUGGAACAAUUGCAGUGAUUCGAGCUCGUAGAGUCAUCAGAGAUGAUGAUUCGGAGAUGGGGGGAGAGUCUUGGCCUUGGCGAUUCACUCCAUUCCAGAAGCUGAACUUCACUGUUGAUCAAGUAUUGAGAUGCCUUGUGGAUGCCAAUGUGAUUGGGAAGGGCUGUUCUGGAAUGGUAUAUCGAGCAGAUAUGGACAAUGGUGAAGUAAUUGCAGUGAAGAAGCUGUGGCCAACUACAAUGGCUGUGGCCAAUGAUGAUGACAGGUGCAGUGUUCGCGACUCAUUUUCGGCAGAGGUGAAGACAUUGGGCUCUAUCCGUCACAAGAACAUUGUUAGGUUUUUGGGUUGCUGCUGGAAUCGAAACACAAGACUGCUAAUGUAUGAUUACAUGCCCAAUGGGAGCUUGGGUAGCCUCCUCCAUGAGAGGAAUGGUGGUUGCUUGGAGUGGGAUUUGAGGUACCAGAUUGUGCUGGGAGCUGCACAAGGCCUGGCUUACUUACACCAUGAUUGUGUCCCUCCCAUUGUUCACAGGGACAUCAAAGCCAACAACAUCCUCAUUGGUCUUGAAUUCGAGCCAUACAUUGCUGAUUUUGGCCUGGCUAAGCUUGUCGAUGACGGAGAUUACGCCCGGUCAUCCAAUACAGUUGCUGGUUCAUAUGGGUACAUUGCUCCUGAGUAUGGAUACAUGAUGAAGAUCACAGAAAAGAGUGAUGUCUACAGUUAUGGUGUUGUUGUACUGGAAGUGUUAACAGGGAAGCAACCCAUUGAUCCAACAAUACCAGAUGGGCUCCAUGUAGUAGACUGGGUCAGACAAAGGAAGGGAGGAAUUGAGGUUCUUGACCCGAGUCUAUGUGCUCGGCCUGAGUCAGAGGUGGAGGAGAUGAUGCAGGCAUUGGGUGUGGCCUUAUUAUGUGUAAAUCCUUCCCCAGAUGAAAGGCCAACCAUGAAAGAUGUAGCAGCCAUGCUCAAGGAAAUCAGGCACGAGAGAGAGGAGUAUGCAAAGGUGGAUGCACUCCUCAAAGGAUCUCCUGUGACCGAUCGCCAAAAUAACAACACUGGAGCAGGUCCAACAACUUCAUCAUCCACCACACCGAAGACUUGCUCUUUCCCACAAAGCAACAACACCAGCUUCUCUGCAUCCUCACUCCUGUACUCAUCUUCCUCAAUCGCCAAAACGCUCUUCAAGUGAUUUAAUAAUUACACUUAGAUACUUCUCAACACAAGAUGCUUGUCCUCUCCCUUAGUUUUUCUCAUUUCCAUGAUCUCUUGAUGUAAAGAAGAAAGCUUGACAAUUUGUUAAUGAAAAGUAGUCCAACAAAUUAAGCCAAUAGUUGCAGUUUGGCUUUUUGAA